AAGAGAACUGCGAACUGCGUCCAUUAGAUUUGUACGCGUAAUUUCUCAUAGUCGCCAUUUUCCACGGAAAUCAGCGGCAUGAUUCAAAGAUGGAACACAGUGUGGGUUUUACGAAGGGAGUGAGAACAAUUUGAAUGCAUAUUGUAGGUUAUUGUGCAUCAUGAGUGAUUUCCUGAAGCAUGGGUUACAAGAAUUGUGCGUAAAGUAGGGUCUGUUGUAAACGUCAACAACACGCAACUGCCGCCAUUUUCCACGGACGCACCGCCAUUUUUCACGGAAGAUGAGAAUAUACGCAUAGCAAACCGCCAAGUAUGAGAAGCGUGCGCGUAGCAUUUCAGGGCUUCGCAGUUCUCUUCCCUGGAGGACUCUAGUUUCCCAGAGUCCGCUCGGCUCAUAGCCGCACAAUCAAAUUUUUCAUACUUCCGCUGAAUCGAAGAUUGCCCACACUGCAUUCAUUGCGACUUCCAUCGCCGUCACUCUUGCUUCGCUUUCGCUGCGCCGGAGUGCCAUCUUUUCCGGUCUGAACCGACACGAGCAGUUUCACGACCUUUCCUUCAGCCUGCGGUAUUCCUUCAGGAGUCACAUCCGACAUCGCGUCGCCUUCCAAGGAUUUACGCCUGAUUCAGCCUUGCCGAGUGGAUCGCCGCUGCAGUCUACUUCGGGGCGGCAAGCUCGUGGUUGGGAACUGCAGACGACGUGACUCGACGCGGAGAGCCAACCCUUGGCAGCGGGACACGCGGCAUCAGCAACAUCCAGCAUCGGCAGCAUUUUGGACCCAGCGGUUCGCAGUCGGCGUUCUCACCAGGCAGUGGCAGCCAUGGAUCUCCUCUCCCUGCCGGACGACGCGUUGCUGGCCGUGCUGGCCUUCCUGCCCUCCAGGGAGCUCCUCAGCCUUCGCGUUUUGUGCCGCCGCCUCCGAGACAUUUGCCUGCACCCCGACCUGUGGCGACGCCGUGCUUUGGGACACCUAGGGAACUUAGACGAAAACGACUAUGAGCAAGAACAAGGCCUUCUGCGCGCUGUCCUGAGACUGGUCCCUUGCCUUGGUAGACUCAUUGGUUAUGUAGAUGAUUUUGAAUUUAUGGCGUCUAUGGUGCCUACCACUUCAUGUGUUAUAUCUGAGCUGAAGUUGGGCAUUUACGGAGACGGGGACUCAACCACAAACGUUCUGCAUACAGUACACUCUCUCGGUGGCUUGAAAACGCUCGAUGUUCAUCUUGACGUUGGCUCAAUGACCACGUGUUCUGAAAUCUUAAAUGCCAUCUACAGUCUUAAGGGUUUACGCGAACUGAAGAUUGUCCUGGGAGCCUCUCCAACGUUUCUCUUAGGCCCAUGUCCUCGCCCAUGUCUUAGUUUGGAAGUGGAGCCGUCUCUAACGAAGCUCUGUUUUGUCGAAUCGCUGUUCGACAUUCGCCCUGACGAAGGCUCGGAGCCUUUUCUUAUUUCGUUCCUGGAAACACAUGCUGCCACACUGGAAGAAGUGGAGUUGAGAGGAGUCACUGACGAGAUCGUCUUGUCCCUGUUAGGAAAGUUACCAAACCUGCGUUCUUUAGCCUGCUUCCCGGUUCCUGGGAUCAUGGACUUCGUGCGUCAGUCGUCGCAGCUUCGAUCUGUGUCGAUUCAUGCAUUACGAGAGGUCCCUUCUGCCGCACUGCAGGCUCUCACUGAAUCACGCACUGCCAGCCUUCUUAAAACUCUACACUUAGGUUGCUCCAUGUAUGGCCCAGAUCUCAUGGCUGUGGCUGGUUGCCUGCCCCGGUUCCCUGUGCUGCGUGAACUGUUAUUGAAUGCUUUUCCUUCGGAUGACUUUCUGCGGGCGCUGACACCCACUUCCGCGCCCCGCCUCACCAGGCUGUCUCUUCGUUGUGACAAGAAGUGCUUACACGCUUGGUUGCACGACAUCCGCAUCCAGGACCUGCUUCAAAGAAACCCUCGGCUUCACUUGCAACGUUGCAACAGCACUCGCGACGAGUUCUACGAAUUUUAUAAAGAGGACGCUUACUUCGAAGUCAUCAAUUGUGACUGUAGUUUCUGCGAGAAGGAGAAGAGCCGUGGCCGUCGUUCGUGGUUCUCAUUGCACCGUAGGACGGCUGACUGCCCUCCGGGCUGCUUGCAGGUGGUUCAACUUCCGUGCUCGUCCGCUCUUCCUGCUGAUUCCUCCAACCAGCAAUAAGCCUCGGCAACCACCAGGUUUCGAUAUAAAACUGUGGAAGGGUAUUUAAACGCAGUUGCCUAAUAAAUUCAUGUUCAUCGAAACCUAUUCAUGGCAACCACCACGUUUUGUAUGAAUUGUUGAUGUAAACCAGUGAAACGAUGUUUUGAUGCCGUCGUCUUUUGAAUUCACGUUUAUACUACUCUAACAAAGAACAAGCCUUGGCAAACUACACGUUUUUUGUAUAAAUUGUUAUUGUAAACCUGUGGCAAGGAUGUUCAAAUUGCAGUUGUCUGAUAAAUACAUGUAUACAAAAUCUCUGA
This is a messenger RNA of Thrips palmi, 2475 nucleotides long. RefSeq lists its product as uncharacterized. The transcript is spliced from 3 exons. Lineage: Eukaryota; Metazoa; Arthropoda; Insecta; Thysanoptera; Thripidae. The record is from RefSeq and is a predicted model, not a curated record. Gene Ontology annotation, molecular function: protein binding. The coding region runs from base 818 to 2173 and encodes 451 amino acids.